AAAAAAAUAUGUCAACAAUGAAUCAUCUCUUUGAUCUCCCUGAGCAAAUUUGCUAUGUUCAAUGUGGUUUCUGCACUACAAUUUUACUGGUAAGUGUGCCAUGUAGCAGCUUGUCGAUGGUGGUGACAGUGAGAUGUGGGCACUGCACAAGCCUUCUCUCAGUCAAUAUGAUGAAAGCCUCAUUUGUCCCACUCCAGCUCCUAGCUUCCCUUGGUCAUGAUGAUGAGCCAAAAGAGGGAGCAUUUUCCGAAGAAAUGGCUGCCCCUAGGAAGACCUCAGACAGGCGCAGCCCAUCCUUGAUGACCUCUUCCGAUAAUGAAGAAGAAGAUACAGUCCGUGUGAAUCCCACAGUCAACAAGCCCCCAGAGAAGAGGCAAAGAGCUCCAUCAGCUUAUAAUCGCUUCAUCAAAGAAGAGAUCAGGAGACUUAAAGCUCAAAAUCCCAACAUUCGACACAAAGAAGCUUUCAGCACUGCAGCAAAAAAUUGGGCCCACUUUCCUCCCAUGCACAACAAAGGAGACGGGGAGAGCUGUGGCCAGAAUGAGGGUGAGGCGUUAUGGAACUCAGAUGCUACUGAUCAAUUG
Messenger RNA from Durio zibethinus, 584 nucleotides. The record is from RefSeq and is a predicted model, not a curated record. Lineage: Eukaryota; Viridiplantae; Streptophyta; Magnoliopsida; Malvales; Malvaceae.